Molecule: messenger RNA, 1727 nt
Organism: Argiope bruennichi
Lineage: Eukaryota; Metazoa; Arthropoda; Arachnida; Araneae; Araneidae
Product: peptidase M20 domain-containing protein 2-like
Exons: 6
Coding region: 234-1439 (401 amino acids)
Molecular function (GO): dipeptidase activity
Source: RefSeq, a predicted model, not a curated record
GCGAUAUGAGCCGGCCAUGUGACUUCACUAAAUAAGAUAGUUUGAGAAUUGUCUGAUAAAUCAACUUUUACACACGUCAGAUAUUGAAUUAUCUUACAGUCGCCCUGUCUUGUUCCAGAUAUUAUUUUAAUAUUUUAAAGAAUAUAAAUUUUCUGGUUUAGUUAUUAAAAUUUGAUGUUUGUAAGAUAAAUAAUACUGAUAUUUUUUUUGCUUUCAAAUAAUCGGUGAUAAAUAUGGAUGAAAAACUUUUUGAUGUUAUUAACAAAACUAUUGAUAAUGAAGCGAAUUUCUUAAACCAUAUUAGUCAAGAAAUUUGGAAGUUUCCAGAGCUAAAAUUUGAAGAAAAAUUUGCUCACGAUUUAUUAACGAAUGCACUUGAAAAGAAAGGUUUUAAUGUGGAAAGAAAUUACAUUUUACCAACAGCUUUUCGUGCAGAAUUCAGUUCUCGAAAAAAAGGACCAGCAGUAGUUGUAAUUUGUGAAUAUGAUGCUUUGCCAAAGAUAGGACAUGCAUGUGGCCAUAAUUUAAUAGCUGAAUCUGGUUUGGGUGCUGGAAUUGCUAUCAAAGCUGCUUUAGAAGCAUUUCCUGAUAUUGCUGGAAAAGUAAUAGUUCUUGGAACACCUGCUGAAGAAGGUGGUGGUGGUAAAGUUACCUUAAUUAAUGGAGGAGCUUUUAAAGAUGUUGAUGCAGCAUUAAUGGUUCAUCCAGCUCCAGAUGACCAUCUGUAUCCACCUUUCAUUGGUAUAAAACGGAAAAUAAUAAAUUUUACUGGUCAAGAAGCUCAUGCUUCAGGUUAUCCUUGGGAAGGAUUGAAUGCUUUAGAUGCAGCUGUUGGUGCUUACAACAACCUUGCUCUCCUUCGUCAACACAUAAAGCCCACUUGCAGAGUUCAUUCUAUCAUAACCAAAGGAGGUGAAGCAGCUAAUAUAAUCCCUGGUCACACUGAAAUGCAGCUUUUCUAUAGAGCUGCCACGACUCGUGAUUUAGACGAUCUUGGAAAGAGAGUAGAUGCAUGUAUAACUGCUGCUGCAGUAGCAACUGGCUGUGAAGUUGAAAUUGAUAAUGACACUGACAAUGCAUAUAAAAGUCUUAUGACUAAUAAAGUCCUUGCAGAAAGAUAUAAGAAAUAUGCAGAAAAAUUAGGUGUACAGUUUGAUGACGGAAAUCCUAAAAAAAUCCCAUUCAUGGCUUCUUCAGACAUGGGUGAUGUGUCACAUGUUGUUCCUAGCAUUCACCCUGCCUAUUCUAUUGGAACCAGAGCUUGCAACCACUCUGUAGGAUUUACCAAAGCAUCUGGUGCUCCCGAAGCUCAGACAACCACAUUAAUAACUGCCAAAUCAAUGGCAAUGGUGGCUUUGGAUCUGAUGUGUGAUAAGGACUUGCUAAAGGAAGCUAAAGAUCAGUUUGAAAGAGAUUUAGCAGAAGAUUCUGGUGCUUAAAUUUUUAAUAUAAAUUUUAUAAGCUUAACAAUACAUAAUUUUUAAAAAUUGAAAUUAAUUUUUAAGUGAAUGUUGAUCAUGAUAAAUUUUUACUGAAGUGAAAAAAAUUUUCUGCCCAUUUAAAAUUAUAUUUUUCAUUACAAUUACUUAUACAAAUAUUUUGUUAGAAUAUUAUAUUUUAAAUUUUUUAGACUCAAAAUUCUUCAAGAAUUGUUUUAUACUUUAUAUGUGAUUAUGAAUCUCUUACCUUUAUUUAUUAGUAUGGAAACUAAUCUAUUUCAAGUGAUA